GGUACGUUGUGUUGCGCUUUGGAGCUGCUGCUAUCCCUUGGCAUCGCGGCACCGUACCGACAGCCUGCCAGUUCGCCAGCUAGUUCUGCUCCUUCAAGCUAAAGCGCUAUUCCCUCAAACUUGGUCUGCUUCCUUUUCUACAGUAUCUGUGUUUGAAGUAUACCGUACUAGUUUGGGUCCAUCUUCUGCUUCGUCGAUUUCAAGUAUGACAUAUUCAUUGUCAGCCAGUGGCUGCGAUAUGGAGCUUCGAGGGUCCAAUUCUUUAGUUCUUGUCUUUCAAGCACAUUAACUUGCGAGAAGAAGCAACCCGCACGCCCAGUCACAAACAACUCACACCGAUAGCUAGUCUACAUACUGAAUCUAUCUUGUCACAAACCUGUGGCCUCUUGGUUUGUUUCUGCGGUGUUGACAGGAUAGCAUUCUGAUCUCGGCAACCUUGUUUCCCCCCUUCUCCAUUUGCAGAAGCCCAAGCUCGGGCUUCGCUUUCCGUCACUCUAGCCAGCCUAUAUAUAGGCAUGGCCAUUCUUGGUGCCGACACUCAAUUAUUUACUUUUUGUCAAGAUCUAUUAUCGAAAUCACACUAAAGCAAAUAGUAGCUACAAACUGGAUGCGCUGCAUGGCUGCUGGAGCUCGCUGGCCAGGUAUCUCUUCCCAUUCAAUGGAUGUUGCAUUCCGAAAUGGAAGAGACUUGCACGAUCUUCAAUAAUGAUGAUUAUUGGCAGCGAGUUUGAGUGAUCCAUGACUCCAUGACUCCACCAAGGAAAAGAAGGCAGCAAUGGAAGGAUGACGGAGCAGUGCAUGUCCACAAGGACAAUGGCUUCUAGGCUCUCUCAUUCUUUGGAACAACAAUCAAGAUGCAAAAGUAGGCUCGUACUACCUUCUUGUGGGCCAAGUAUCAUCUUGGAAUGCUCUCACUGGAGAUACCUCUCCAUGGAGUUCGCUUGUUGAUGAAAAGACACCACCCGCCUUGGAAAGGUGAGCUGAAGCUGGUAAUAGCCAGGUUUCUGUAUCUCGGGUAUAACACUCCAUGACCAGUGCCGGUAGUACACUUUUUAAAACAGCAGUCAUGAAUGCUCUUGGGAUACUGCAACUGACACCACUUACCACCAUCUUUGCUUUGCAGGAGCUAUUGGCAGGUACCACAGCCAUGCAACUGCGGUGAGGACGUUUCUACGGAGCGGUAUAGAUCACCACUAGGUCGAAGGCCAACCAGAAGAGCUGUUACCUAUACUGGAUAUGACAUAGCAAUCGAUGACCCGCAACCACCUUCUUGUGGUGGCUGGUUCGGGUCAGCGAGUGGCUGAAGACUGUACGGUAGCCUAACACGUGACCCUCCAAGUCUCAUAAAACCAAACCAUCGCAGAGUGGAGCAAGGAUCGCGAACAAUGCAAGGAGUGAGGGUCGAUGUUGUUGUGUCUAUGGUUAUGGUCCUUGUGGGCCUUGUGCUUCCGUGCCUUGGACAGGGAGACUUGGAUGUUACCGUCACGGGCGUCUCGGCCUAUUCCCUGAGCUUUGACACUGGCCCUGGCAUGCCGGAGGCCACAAACACCGUGGAGAUCCAAAUCUUUGACAAAUGUCGCAUGCAAGGUCAGGGCCAGAAAGAUCAGGGUUACUGGUUUCCUUCGAGCACCGUGACAGGGAUUGAGGCAGAAGUCUCGGACGUCAACAAUGCUCCUGGUACUGGCAACACGAUCACGUACAGGUUUGUGGAAGGGAUUGAAGGCAACACGGACGUUUACACCAAGCUGGAUUCCACUACUGCCAUUCUAUCCUUUUGUGUCCAAGUGGGUUUGUACAUUAAUGGAUAUCUAGCCAACUGGGAAGAGGUCCGGGUUCACUAUGAUAUUGAUUUGGCAACGGAUAUCAACGACCAAGGAGAUCCAAUGGUCUUUGUAGCUUCCGCUGAAGGUUUUGUGGCCUCCGCAGAAGAGACUGGUCUAGACGAAAACAGUAUGGUUGGCUACUUUUGCGAUCCCCAAACUCUAAAAGAGAUUCCUGGAGGAAGCGCCACCAUGACCCAGGGUAGCACUGUUACCACAUGCUUCGAAGUCGUUGACGAAGCACGGCGAUCUCUUCAGGGGAAUGGCAAUGGCAAAAACAAACACACCCAAUUCGAAAUGUCCGACAUUAUGGAUUUGCUCAUUAAAGACUUGGGGGACUCUCAAGCUGCCCAAAGCAUCAUUGUUGCCAGUCAAAAUGCGCGAGGAGUUGGUUUUGCCAAGAAAGCGUGCAGGAAAAAGGGAAAAUCUACAGUCACGUGCUCGGUUUCGUUCUUGCUCAAGGCAGACUUUUAUGAUUACAACGCGGCCCAGCUCACAGGGGAAGGCUCUGCGGUUGUGGAUCUGGGAGAAGCCGGUCGUCGCCACUUGGUCAAGUUUCGCACCUCCUCGGAAAACAAUGAGAAUGGGCUACGUCGCUUGGGGGGUGCUCAAGUGGUCGCUCCGACUGCUGUCAAGCCCACGGCUUUCAAAGUGGAACGCAGGAACUUUGAUCGCCGAGUGUCGGGUGCCGCGUCAAACUAUAGCAUGGUGGGAGUGGCCUGGGCGGCAUUCUUUGUGGUGUCCAUAGUGUUCUUUUCGGUCUAAUUGGGGCGGGUCUCUGCCACUCAAACAGGCACUACAUCUAUAUAUAUAUAUACGGUACGAACAAGUCAUACACUAAUAGACAAACAUAAAAUGAAUGCAUUGAUGAUU
Messenger RNA from Seminavis robusta, 2693 nucleotides. The record is from the annotation of a GenBank genome assembly. NCBI's taxonomy places the organism in Eukaryota, Bacillariophyta, Bacillariophyceae, Naviculales, Naviculaceae.